This is a messenger RNA of Bicyclus anynana (squinting bush brown), 1964 nucleotides long. RefSeq names its product zinc finger protein 26-like. The transcript is spliced from 4 exons. Gene Ontology annotation, molecular function: DNA-binding transcription factor activity, RNA polymerase II-specific; RNA polymerase II transcription regulatory region sequence-specific DNA binding; zinc ion binding. The record is from RefSeq and is a predicted model, not a curated record. Gene Ontology annotation, cellular component: nucleus. The coding region runs from base 595 to 1731 and encodes 378 amino acids. NCBI's taxonomy places the organism in Eukaryota, Metazoa, Arthropoda, Insecta, Lepidoptera, Nymphalidae. Gene Ontology annotation, biological process: regulation of transcription by RNA polymerase II.
AUAAAAGUGAAACCACUUUGUGACACAGACUUACGGUAAGUUUGUCUUCCCAAAGUGGUCAACAAAGAGUAGAGUAAGUAUAUGGUGGUCAAUAUCAUGCAAAUAUUACCGGUUGUUGUUGUUAUUUGUACAUAAUUUCAGAGCAGCAAUUACAUACAUUUUAUGCCUUUCUCGUCACAAUAACUAUUAUGCAUAUUAUGAGAUAAAUACAAAUACAAAUCUUUAUUCGAUAAAACAUUCAAGGUUUUACAAAAAUUGUUGAAAUUGUUGAGAUUUCUUUUGGGCACAAUGGUGCCUGUAACAGAAAGCCUCGCCUCACUCUCACUCUUCCAUAGCCAUCAUACCAUCUGUAUGUAUGAAUAGGUAUUAAUUUUAAUACUUAUUUUGCUAUAAUUUGUGAAAAGAUGACUCUACAAUGUGUAACAUCUCCUGAGGAUGCUCCAGUUUCAGGGUGAAAUUAUGGUAGCAUUAUGCUGUCAUUUCUGAGGGGUACAGUUUCACCAACCUGACCCAUCAGAGCAAAUUUGUGAAGUAUGCAUAGUACGGUUGAGGGAAGCACUUGAAUUUAAAAAGGAGAUCUUAGCUACGCAGGAGAUGUUGCAAGAAGGUGUACAAGUUGUAAAGGAGGAUGUAUCAAAUGAGAAACAACAAAUGGAAGAAGGUCCAGAGGACGUGCCUCUAACACAUGUUAGUGUGGAGUUUCUCCAGAAAAAGGAUGAAGACUAUGAUGACUACAUACCAGAAGUUGACAAGAUCAAAGAGAUCACUAACGAUAAGUUCUACAAGUUUGUCAGAGAUAUCCAAAAGCUCCUCACAUACACCAACGCUAUACCGUUCAGGACACGAGCAACUAGAUACUACUGCUUCUACUGUUCCACCGACGGACCACUCUUCGAAGACCCUGACGAGCUCCGCAGCCACACAACCACCAAGCACGACAAGGAGAGAAUAAGCAGAGUAGAACAGCAUAUGAAACCGCAGUGGCUGAAUGAGGUCAUAAAGUUUGACAUCAAAGAUUUACAGUGCACCGAAUGUAUGUUGACAUUACAUGAUUGGAACAACAUGUUUGUGCAUUUUGCAGAAACGCAUGACAUUGGAUUCGAUGAGGCAUACACCAGAGUGAUACCGUACUCUCUGACUUCAGAUCUACAAUGUGUUCUGUGUCAUGAGAAGUUUGCCAACUACGGUCUCCUCGAUAUCCACAUGAAUUUGCACUACAGCAACCAUGUCUGCUUCAAAUGUGGUGACACAUUUCUGUCGGUCUCACGGUUGGAUAAACAUAUGACGACUCACAAAACUGGUAACUUUCCAUGUACAAAAUGUGACAAAUCAUUUUCUUUAAAUUACUAUUUGACGAGGCAUGUCAAUUUGGUGCACAACCAGAAGACUCCGAAGUGUGUGUAUUGUAAGAAGAAUGUUGAAGGACCGAUGCAUUUGCAUAUAAGUGAGGAACAUAGUGAAAAAGUGAAACCUUUGACGUGUGAAGUGUGUGGUAAAGUGUUCACUUGGAAACCAUAUUUUGUUGCGCAUAUGCGGAGGAAUCACAUUGGUGUAAAAAAGUAUAAGUGUGAGCAUUGCCCCAAAAAGUUUAUUAAGCCAUAUGAGUUGAAGACUCAUAGCAUAACUCACACCAGACUGUCUAGACUAUUUGAGUGCGGAGCAUGUAAAGCAACGUUCAACAGCAUAACUUCUAUAAAAAAACAUAUAUCUGUUCAUGAUAAGGAAAAAUAAUGAAAAAUUCCUCUGAUGGGAGGAAAACAUAAAGCUCACAGCGGGACGAACAUGGAGGAAGGUUGCAAUAGAUAGAGAGCAGUCAAAGUAGCUGGAGGAGGUAUUAUGCCAAAAGGCAAACUCGGAUAUGUGAGAAAUUCUUUAUAAUAAAACUAAAAUUUAAAAAAAAAAUGUAUGUAAAAAAAUUUAUUUCUUAAAAUAUGUUUAACAACUGCUUGUACAUUAUUAUAAUA